ACAAUUAUUUUGUAUUAUUGCGCAGCAUACAGAGCUAGCCGAAACAAUUUUAGCAAAAUCACACCGGCUCAACAAAAAAACAACACGAAAUAUGUCGCGGGGCAGUAGUGCCGGUUUUGAUAGACACAUUACUAUUUUUUCGCCAGAAGGACGACUGUAUCAAGUUGAAUAUGCAUUUAAAGCCAUCAACCAAGGUGGGCUUACAUCGGUAGCAGUAAGAGGGAAAGACAGUGCAGUUGUUGUCACACAGAAAAAAGUACCCGACAAGUUGCUGGAUGCUGACUCUGUCACUCACCUGUUCCAGCUGACGGAGAAUAUAGGAUGUGUGAUGACUGGCAUGGUUGCGGACAGUCGCUCACAGGUACAGAGAGCCAGGUACGAGGCAGCUAAAUGGAAGUAUAACUAUGGUUAUGAAAUCCCUGUGGACAUACUAUGUAAGCGGAUAGGGGACAUUUCCCAAGUCUACACACAGAGUGCUGAAAUGAGGCCAUUAGGAUGCAGUAUGAUCUUAUUGGGCUAUGAUGAAGAAAGCGGAGCACAGAUAUACAAGUGUGAUCCUGCUGGCUACUUCUGUGGGUACAAGGCUACAUCAGCUGGAGUGAAACAACUAGAGGCCAACAGCUUUCUGGAGAAGAAAGUCAAGAAGAAGCAGGAAUUUACAUAUAAUGAAGCAGUAGAAAUUGCAAUAACAUGCCUAUCAACUGUGUUAUCAGCGGACUUCAAGUCCUCAGAAAUUGAAGUUGGAGUUGUAACAACAGAACAUCCUAAAUUCAGGGCUUUGACAGAGGAUGAAAAAGAUGCACACCUUGUAGCCAUAGCAGAGAAAGAUUAACACAACAUCACUUCUUUACAUCUGAACAAUUUUUCACAAUUUUGAAGUACUUCUCUUCAGAGAAACUAAUGGAACAAACCUCUUCUGGAUGUGACAUCACCCAUCACCAUUACUUUCUUGAGACACAUUUUCUGACAACAUAUAAGUGCUCCUACAAGGAAAACUUACAAUAGUGCUAUGUAACAAAUGUUUGUGAUAUUGUUCUGUAUAAAAUAAUUAUAAAAUACUGUCAACAAGGUUGAUAAACAAGUUCAGUAAAUAUCUAGGUAAAGGUUAACAACUAUUUAUUUACUAAUAACAUUAUCUCUAGUAGGGUUCUACAAUGUUUCCUAGAUACAAAAUUUCUCAUAACUUGUCAAAUGAUAAGAAUUCUUUGGUGAGCAAUGAAAAGAGAGGUGGAUUCGUUAGUUACAAGCAUGUUAUUUAACUUGCUGUACAUCAGUUUCAUUUCAUGAAAAGAAUGUAUUAUAUUGUUGAAUGAUCUAAUUAAAUGUGUCAAUUUGUA
Molecule: messenger RNA, 1337 nt
Organism: Mizuhopecten yessoensis (Yesso scallop)
Lineage: Eukaryota; Metazoa; Mollusca; Bivalvia; Pectinida; Pectinidae
Product: proteasome subunit alpha type-6-like
Exons: 7
Coding region: 92-832 (246 amino acids)
Biological process (GO): ubiquitin-dependent protein catabolic process
Cellular component (GO): proteasome core complex, alpha-subunit complex; nucleus; proteasome core complex
Source: RefSeq, a predicted model, not a curated record